UGAUGAUGAUGAUGAUGAUGAUGAUGGUGAUGAUGAUGAUGAUGCUCUGCAGCUGAAUGAACCCCCAGCCAAUGGCCCGCUGCUGGACGGCUGCGCGAUAAACGCAUCGCGGCUCUCUGCAGUCCCGCGGCUGCACUGACUCUGAUUAUGGAUAUCUUUAUGGAUAUGAUUCGGAUUCUAUGGAUACUGCCAACGGUGUGGGCUGUCGAAGAAGUACUGAUGGAUUCAACAACGGCAACAGCAGAGCUGGGAUGGACCAUCUACCCAUCACAGGGGUGGGAAGAAGUUAGUGGCUAUGAUGAAAACAUGAACACCAUCCGAACAUACCAGGUGUGCAAUGUCUUCGAUAACAGUCAGAACAACUGGGUACGCACCAAAUACAUCCGCCGCCGUGGUGCUCAGCGCAUCCAUGUCCAGAUGAAGUUCUCAGUACGCGACUGUAGUUCCAUACCCAAUGUCCCUGGCUCUUGCAAGGAGACCUUCAACCUGUAUUACUAUGAGUCUGACUCGAACACAGCCACUAAAUUGUCCCCACCCUGGAUGGAGAACCCCUGGGUGAAAGUGGACACCAUAGCGGCUGAUGAGAGCUUCUCUCAGGUUGAUCUUGGUGGCCGCAUUAUGAAGAUCAACAGUGAAAUUCGGAGUUUUGGACCAGUUUCGCGCAAUGGCUUCUACCUCGCUUUCCAGGAUUAUGGCGCCUGCAUGUCACUCAUCGCUGUUCGAGUCUUCUACAGGAAAUGUCCCAGUGUGAUCCACAACGGUGCCAUCUUCUCUGAGACUCUGUCUGGAGCAGAGAGCACCUCUCUGGUGGCAGCCAGAGGGGUGUGUGUUCCCAAUGGGGAGGAGGUGGAUGUACCCAUCAAGCUGUACUGUAACGGGGAUGGCGAGUGGAUGGUACCCAUCGGGCGCUGCAUGUGCAAAGCCGGGUAUGAGGCGGUAGAGAAUGGUACAGUCUGCAGAGCUUGUGUAUCAGGGUUCUUCAAGGCUGCACAGGGAGACCAGCAAUGUCUGCAGUGCCCCAUUAACAGCCGAACCACCAGUGAGGGAGCAACCAACUGUGUCUGUCGCAACGGCUACUACCGCGCUGACUCUGACCCUCCACAGAUGCCCUGUACAACUGUUCCAUCAGCUCCACAAAACGUCAUCUCCAUGGUAAAUGAGACCUCUCUGAGGCUGGAGUGGAGCCCACCAAAGGAGGCCGGCGGCCGAGAAGAUCUUGUCUACAACAUCAUAUGUAAGAGCUGUGGCAGUGGACGGGGGGGCUGCACCCGCUGUGGCGACAACGUGCAGUUUGUACCACGUCAGCUGGGACUGACCAACACCCUCGUCCACAUCAGCGACCUCCUGGCUCACACCCAGUACACCUUUGAAAUACAAGCUGUCAAUGGAGUGUCUGACCAGAGUCCUUAUUCACCACAGUACACGUCUGUCAACAUCACCACCAACCAGGCUGCACCAUCAGCAGUGUCCAUCAUCCACCAGGUCAGCAGAAGGCCUGACAGCAUCACCCUGUCCUGGUCCCAGCCUGAUCAGCCCAAUGGACUCAUCCUGGACUAUGAACUGAAGUACUAUGAAAAGAACCAGGCAGAGUGGAACUCCUCUCUGACGAGGAGUCAGACCAACACUGCAGUCAUACGAGGCUUAAAGCCUGGAACCAUCUACGUCUUUCAGGUUCGGGCUCGGACUGUCGCUGGAUUUGGACGGUUUAGUGGCAAAAUGUACUUCCAAACCAUGACUGAAGACGAAUAUAAGUCCAGUAUCCAGGAGAAGCUCCCCCUCAUCAUCGGUUCCACUGCUGCAGGACUAGUCUUCAUCAUUGCCAUCACUGUCUUAAUCAUUGUCUGCCGCAGCAGGAGAAGUCCCGAAGGAUCAGAAUCAGAGUACACAGACAAACUCCAACAUUACACCAGUGGUCACAAAGUGUCACCAGGAAUGAAGAUCUACAUCGACCCCUUCACAUAUGAAGACCCUAAUGAAGCAGUCAGAGAGUUUGCCAAGGAGAUUGACAUUUCCUGUGUCAAGAUUGAACAAGUUAUUGGUGCAGGUGAGUUUGGGGAGGUGUGCAGUGGAAACCUCCGGCAGCCUGGGAAGAGAGAGAUCCUGGUGGCUAUUAAGGCGCUGAAGGCGGGCUACACUGAACGCCAGAGGCGGGACUUCCUGAGUGAGGCAUCCAUCAUGGGCCAGUUCGACCACCCCAACAUCAUCCAUUUGGAGGGGGUGGUGACCAAGAGCAGCCCUGUGAUGAUCAUCACUGAGUUCAUGGAGAACGGCUCCCUCGACUCCUUCCUCAGGCAAAAUGAUGGGCAGUUCACAGUGAUCCAGCUGGUGGGAAUGCUGCGAGGCAUAGCAGCAGGCAUGAAGUACCUGUGUGACAUGAACUAUGUCCAUCGAGACCUGGCAGCUAGGAACAUCCUGGUCAACAGCAACUUAGUGUGCAAAGUGUCUGACUUCGGCCUGUCCCGCUUCCUGGAGGACGAUACUUCAGACCCCACGUACACCAGCGCGCUGGGAGGGAAGAUUCCCAUUCGCUGGACAGCUCCAGAAGCCAUCCAGUACAGGAAGUUCACCUGGUCCAGUGAUUGCUGGAGCUAUGGUAUCGUCAUGUGGGAGGUGAUGUCGUACGGAGAGAGGCCCUACUGGGACAUGAGCAAUCAAGAUGUUAUCAAUGCCAUAGAGCAGGACUACAGGUUGCCGCCCCCUAUGGAUUGUCCCAGUGCACUGCAUCAGCUGAUGCUGGACUGCUGGCAGAAGGACCGCAGCAACCGGCCCAAAUUCAGCCAGAUAGUCAGCACCCUGGACAAGAUGAUCCGCAACCCCAGCAGCCUCAAGGCCAUGACACCACUGUCAUCAAGUGUUCAUUUACCUCUACUGGAUCGCACCACUCCAGACUUCUCCUCUUUCAGCACCGUGGAGGAGUGGCUGGAUGCCAUUAAGAUGGGCCAGUACAAGGAGAACUUUGCCAAUGAAGACUUCAGCAGCUUUGAUGUUGUGUCUAAGAUGACUAUGGAGGACAUCGUCAGAGUGGGAGUGACGUUAGCCGGCCACCAGAAGAAGAUCCUCAACAGCAUCCAGUCCAUGAGGGCCCAGAUGAACCAGAUCACUUCAGUGGAGGUGUGAUCUGGUAGCCCAGGAGCCCACAUGCUCUGUUUACAGUAGGAACACUGUGAGGACACAGACUAAGACUUAACCCCCCCAAACCUCCCAACACCCCACCCCCCAUUCCAGCUGUGUGCUGUUUCCUAGUGGUUGCUACCUGUGUUGCUGAUGGCAGUGCUGCUGUUGUGGCAGCGGUAAGAGCUCGCUUUUUGAAAGUACCUGAUGUGGUUGUUUUGUGUGGUUAAUAGAAGCUAAUAAUCUCUGCACCCUACUAAGAAAAAUAAAACUGAAGAUGUGUGCACUGGGAACGUUAUAGCACAGUGCCCACUUUCUGUUUAUUGGCUCUCAGACUGAACUGAAGUGAAGAGAUUUGCCCUUUAAAAGGUCACCACAUAUAGCAAUGUCAGUGCUGUUACGAGCUGCAGACAUCUGAAUCACAGAACCACCAAUCUCUUAAACCAGAGACUUUAAACAUAAAUCCUGUGGUAGCUGCUCCUCUGAAAAUGCCAUACAAUGGCAUGACUACUGACAUUUUUAAAAGCCGAUUGGCGAGGAAAUACACUUCAGCCACCUGAAAAGGACCGUAUGCAAAUGUUGACUGGCCCACGCUGUCGGUCGUUCACUGUGACUUCACUGAGGCUGUGUAGAGUUGCUAGAGUCUGGGUCAGGAAACAAUCAAAGUCUUCUUAGUCCUGCGUGUGUGUGAGGUAAAGGAACGAUUCUUUGUUGCUCAGUCAUCAACUUUCACCACUCCACCAUUAAUGUGCAAUCUUUGAGUGUUUCAAAAAUAUUUCGAAUUUUCAAAUUAUCUCCCAGAUCAAUUGUGUGUGUUU
Sander lucioperca (pikeperch) is the source of this 3929-nucleotide messenger RNA. RefSeq names its product ephrin type-B receptor 2-like. Gene Ontology annotation, molecular function: ATP binding; protein binding; transmembrane-ephrin receptor activity. Gene Ontology annotation, cellular component: plasma membrane; neuron projection. Bases 148 to 3117 code for a protein of 989 amino acids. Lineage: Eukaryota; Metazoa; Chordata; Actinopteri; Perciformes; Percidae. The record is from RefSeq and is a predicted model, not a curated record. The transcript has 16 exons. Gene Ontology annotation, biological process: central nervous system projection neuron axonogenesis; cell surface receptor protein tyrosine kinase signaling pathway; axon guidance.